Molecule: messenger RNA, 1599 nt
Organism: Paramacrobiotus metropolitanus
Lineage: Eukaryota; Metazoa; Tardigrada; Eutardigrada; Parachela; Macrobiotidae
Exons: 4
Coding region: 221-700 (159 amino acids)
Cellular component (GO): nucleus
Source: RefSeq, a predicted model, not a curated record
UAGUAGACUGCUGAUAAGCACUUUUUUGUUUUUUCCACUUCCAUAAGUUGCUUUCCUGUUGAGCUGCCAUCACGUUUGCGUUAAGUAUUUCCGUAUUACGAUUCUAAUGCGCAGACAUAGCAAAGUUGUAAGCUACCAGUCACUAGCACAGUCAUUGCUUGGUGAUCGAUUUGUGAUUCUGACCACCAGACAUCCCGCUGAUUAACCAGCGCUUUCGAUAAUGGUGGACUCCAGCGAGCACACAGCAGAAAACUUCGCUGGCCGAGGGUUUCGGACUGGGGAGCUUAUUAUGGAAUGCGAACCCUGGGUAUGGUCACUGGAAUGGGAUAAUCAAAGUGUAUUUUGUGCGUAUUGCCUGAAACGCACGUCGGAUUUGAAAACCUGCACGCAGUGCCACACGUAUCGCUACUGCGGCGAAGAUUGUCAGAAACUGGACUGGAAGAAGGAGCACAAACUCGAGUGUUUUUUGCUGAAAGGUAUCAGCUACUACAGGACAGAAAUAAGCCGAUCCAUCUCCAAGUUCGAAAUGAAUUCGUUGUUCACGGUGGAAGUGUUGAUGCUGAUAAAGAUGAUGAACAAGAUAUAUGUGCGGUGUUGUGAUCUGACCCGUUUCCCUUUUAACUGGCCCUUAAAAGAACGCCGCCAGCUGUUUGAGAAAGAAUUCGGACAUGCAUGUAGUUGCCGUAAAUGCACACCGUAAUAUGAAGCAGAGAUUAAUCCGUUAAAGUGUAUGACCAAAGGAUGUUCGGAACGCAUACCCAGUGACGAGCGAGCCUUACUCCCAUGCGAGGUGCGGCGCCAUUAACGAAGCCAAACUGCUCAAACUGAAAGCUGUAAUGAAGAAAUAUGCAGAUCUCUUUGAUAUGUGCGCUCGUCAAGUGGAAAAUUUGGAUUCUGAUGAAAGCCUUACCAGACGGAUUCAUCUGCUGCAAGAACUGGAGUCGGCUGAUGUUUUGCAGCCUGAUGCUCAUAUACGCUUUAUCAGCGGAUGGAAUGUGGCGCGAUUUUACGAGAAUACGAACCGCUGUCAUGAGGCACUAAAACUGUAUCGCGAAUUGGUAGUUUGCGUUCGGUGCGCUUUGACAAAACGGUAGCAUGACUAAUUUGUUUGACAGGUAUGACGUUUUGCAGUACUGUCUUUCCGCCUCUUCAUCUUCAUCGGGCUCGUUAUAUUCACUGGGCGGGAUUGUGUGCACCGAACUGGUGGAAUCAGUCGCUGAGCAUGUUAGGCGGGGGCGACGGAAGCCGCAAACCCUCGGUGACGCUUAUCAAGGUUGCCCUUCGGGAAGCAGUAGACUGGUUACACGAGUCCUUCGAGAUUUACCGGAAACUGUAUGGGAAAGAUUGCACAAUAGCUGGGGAAGCUGCUGUCAUGCUAAACGGGGCAAAGUUUAUGCUGAGCCGGUUAUGAGCGGAACUUUGAAGUUUGAAUCAUUUCCUUAACAAAUAUUUCGUAGUAAAACUAGAAGAGUAGCAUCAUCGUAUAUCUAUAUGUAUACUGCUCGUAUUCAUCAUUCUUUAGAUUUCAAUACUGCGGAUCAUGCGGUGAUGGAAAAUGACUGUUUUUUAUUUCUGUAUUUUGAUUGACUAUUUUUGUUC